AGAAUUUCUAGAAUCACAUUUGGUUGUCACUAAUAUUUGGUCUUCAUACAUACAACACACAAAGAGGUGAUUCACUUCUUGUGUGUCUCAUCUUUGUUCAAAAUUUCCUGUUAUUUGGAAGAUAUUUAUGAUAUCAGCUUCUUUGAAAUGGAUCUCUUCACCCUUGAUACACAAAGAUUUUCCAAAGAGAAGAAGAGCAUCUUCAAGUUGACUGGCCUCUUUAGCAGCCUAUCAGCUUUGGUGUUUGAAAUAGCCAUUGCCAGCAAUCAAUGCUGGCGCCUAUGGGAAUUUGAAGACGAUGAUGUACAGUUUGUGUCCUUUGGACUUUGGGGAGCUUAUUACCCUAAAUUAUUUAACAUCUCAGGAACACUAGUCAAGAUGCUGGUUCACAACCCUAUUGAUUCAACUUGGACCAUUUCACUUGAAUUUCAGUAUGCACAGAACCUGAUAUUAUGGGCUAUUUUUAUGAAGCUUGUAGUUCUGGUUUUCAGUGUGAUAGCUUUCAGGAUUAGCUGCAUGAAAGAUCCAUUUCUAAUGAUGCAGAUAUAUUGCUACAAGUUCUCUACCUUAGUUUUGGGUAUUAGCAGUCUUUUUAUAUUUGUUGCUGUGAGCUGGAACCAUAUGGUAGAUCUUUAUGGCCAAACUACUCUUGACUUUCCACCCAAAUUUCCUGUCCAGAAAGAAGCCUUGAAAAACAAAUAUGUGACUGCUGUAUUUCCAGUGGGAAUCCUGACUGCAACCAUGUCACUUUUUGGUGGGAUCAUGUUUCUUUCUGAGAUAAGCUAUUUGAAAAUACAGAGUCAAGUUGAGGCCAAGAGUGUUUCCAAAGUGGCCCUUCAAGAGGCCUGAAGUGAGGCCUUCUGCAUAGCCAACAUCUGUCAGAUGGCUCUUAGAAGAAAUUUACAAUUGACAUACAAAACUUAUGUAGUCACCAACUUGUUCUAAUAAAACACCAAUUUUAUC
Mus musculus (house mouse) is the source of this 963-nucleotide messenger RNA. RefSeq names its product spermatogenesis associated multipass transmembrane protein 4 (gene Samt4). Gene Ontology annotation, cellular component: bicellular tight junction; plasma membrane. Lineage: Eukaryota; Metazoa; Chordata; Mammalia; Rodentia; Muridae. The transcript has 3 exons. Bases 148 to 849 code for a protein of 233 amino acids. The record is from RefSeq and is marked validated. Gene Ontology annotation, molecular function: structural molecule activity.